ACUAGUGCGGUUUCUUCGAAUAUUGGAAGACAGAAGACCCUGAAAAAACAUAUGAUAAAAAGAUAAUAACUAAGACUGAUCCGCCUCUUAUCGAUCUGUGCUUGGUCUUCGAAUCGAGCUCGUUGAAAUACAUCGCAUCGUGCCUGAAAUAAGUAACUUAAUUCGUCCGAAUACAUUGCUUCUUCGUCACAUCUUUAGUUCGUGCCUAAACGGUUUUCGUGGCUUUCUUUCAGUUCUAGCCUGGCUUGAAUACGUCGUUCGUCUUCGUAGGUAUGUUCGUUUUCGUAGGUAUGUUCGGAUGCUACGGAUUCGCUUCAGUGCCAUACAAAAUUGUCAUCAUGACGUCUACAACUCUAUUUGUUCCACCAUCUUCAAUCCUUGACUUUGGUUGUGGUCCUACAGUUUUUUUAAGACUACUACAGUAAAAGUUCCUCGUCGGAGCAAAGAUGCAAAAUGCACCGCCAGCCCCUGCGGGCGCCGGCGCGGGUGGCCUCGGCUAUGAGAUUAUGGGAGCGGUGAAGAUAAAAGAUGGGGUACCUGCUCAUCUCAACUUUCUUAUUCUUUGAGGAUUUGACGCGAUCACUGAAAAAUGGAUUUUCAUUGCUCAUCCACUCCUUUCAUCACUCCGUGCAAUUCACGAUCACGACUCUAAACUAACUGCCAAUCGAUCCCAAAAAAUCCUUCUAGGUCUUCAUCGGUGAUGAGCUGGCUGCUCAGGAUUUGGAGUUUGUGGUCGCGAAUAAGGUUACGCACAUUAUCAACUGUUGCGGUCGAAAUGUGCCGAAUCACUGGGAGAGCAUCGGCGUUGUCUAUCUCACCUACUACUGGGUAGACAACGAGAAUCAGGUACUUACAACUUUGACUGCUUGCUUGUCCCCGGAUGGAAUAUUAGUUUCCUCUUAGCAACAGUGAGUAAACUAUUACGUCGAUCAUGUGCAUCUAUUGUCGAUUCUCAGUAAUGAAGGAUAUCGAUAUUGAUAUUGAAGGAUAUUGAAAAAUAUUGAUAUUUUUCACAUAUUGAAGGACUUUUCCCCAAUAAAUUUAAUUCGAAAAACAAAAACCCUGUCCAGAUAAUACUCGAUAACAAGGACGUAGUGGCAAACGAGUGUUUUCACUUCUUAGAGGAGGCCCUUGGAAAUGCGGAGUCGGUGCUUAUUCAUAGUGUGCGGGGGCAGAGCCGCAGCUGCGUGGUAAGGGUUGAUUACAUUUUAGUGUCUUCUCAACUGCCAAUCCGGUGCUCGAUGCGCAGGGCUGAGGCGGGAACCCCCCUAAUCCUAAUCCUUUUGCUCCCAUCGAAUGAUGAUGUUAGAACACUGCGUACUAUGAAGAAAACCGAAAAUUCCUGAGACUUACAGAAUAAUUGUUGGAGCAGUUCUGCUGGGCAAAAGGGGAAUCAACAACAGAGUGAAAUGUUGACAAGAUCUCGAUUGCAGGUUCUCGCUGGUUACAUGAUGAGGAAAUAUUGUUGGGGGUUGCGAAAAAGCAUGGAUUUUCUCACAUCAAGACGGCCAGAUAUAAGCCUGAAGCCUGCAUUCCUUCAACAGCUAUCGCAAUACGAGAGGCGGCUCGUCGCAACUAGCAACAAGAAAUUUACAGUCGAUUGGUCUGGUAUUUCCACUACUACUUCUCGGCUGUAAGACAAAGACUGUACUAUUUUGCAAAUUUCUUCGCAAAACCAGUUGGAACGACCUCUCAUUUGUCCAAUUUCUCAGAUAUGCCUAACCCAACGACUCUCGACGGAGAUGAGUUGCUGUUGCGGAACACGUAUAUGAAUAGCCAGAUCGAAAAUCUCUCAUCAAAGGCGGACUCUAGCAAAUCAGGUAUUUUUUGAAAAUGUUGAUUUUUCCUCCUGCUAGACUAAACGGAUCCUAAAUUACAUGGCCACUAGAAUAGUAUCCUUGUAUGUAAACAAAAUAGAAUUUUUUUAUAAGUAUCUCUUCUAGUUAGGACGACUCUACCACUAAUAUAGUGUUAUAAGGAAGUAGUGUGUAGUCUCUUUUCGACCCCUGGAGUGGGUACAUUCAUUCACUCACUCAGAGUUGCUGUAGCUGGAGAUAGUCCUAGUCGACCUCUCUAAUGCUUCUGCCACUCGUAGAAGUAUCAAGUUCUGCUUUUCCACCAACAUACUUCUUCUCUUCCAUCAACAACAACUACAACAGGUUUGUCUGGCCACAAAAGGCGGCUUGAGUGGUCCGAUGGUGGCAAUGACGACAAGGGGAAGCUCGAGAAGGGCGGAGACCGUCCUCAUUGCAAGACGGGACAUAACGGACAAUUCAUCCUAACGCCAAUAAUUACGGCAUCGUGUUGUAAAUUUUUCAUAAUCCAUCAUGCUCCUGUGUCUGUAGCACUUCCUACUAUCGAACUUCACCGUAUAGACCAAAGGGAACGGGGAUCAUGCCUCAGACCGCACGAGGACAGUGGAGACCAGAACAUGUACUGUACUAGCAGGAGAGGACCUAAAAAUCACAGUGUCUGUCAUACACUUCUACCUUGACAUCUCUUCUAAUCGGAUAAAAGCAGUAGGGCCAGUCGCACCGGCAAGUAAUGCAGCUCCCAUUCCUGCCCCACUUCCAGCUGUAGUUCCGAGUGUGAAUCAUGCUCCUGAGCCGGCUCCGAUGAUAUCAGCCCCGAAGGUAGCUCCAGUUCCUUCACACAUCAUCGAAGAAGAAUCGCAACCACUUCCCGCAACGCCAACGCCGCCAAUUGUAGAGGCGCCGCCAGGUAGCAAUAAUUCAUUAGUAUUCUUAUGAAUUAAUAGUAUUCUUUUCAUCUCGUGCAAAUAAGAUUCUUGACUAUCAUCUAAGGAUCAACAACUUAAUAGUAUUCUUAUGAAUUAGUAUUCUUAUGAAUUAGUAUUCUUAUGAAUUAGUAUUCUUAUGAAUAAAAAAAUGGCAACUUCUUCCCGAAUAAAUGGCAACUAAGUACCCGAACGCGUAGGGCUUAACGAUGCCCUCUCUGGAGCACAUCAGACGAAAAGAGAUGUCACCUCAUAUAAUUACUUCGACGUAAGAAUCCUAGAUAUUCUACAUUCUAAAAUAUACUCCUCACAGCGCCGCCAAUAGUGAAGCACGAUCCGGCUCCUAUAUUGUCAGCCCCACAGAGCAGUGCCAGCUCAUCCACAAAAUGGCGGAAGCAGCCAUUCCCGACAGGUUCUGGGGGCUUCUUUUUUCGACGGUCUACAAUAAGUAUUGGUAAGUAAGCAUAAGACAAACAGUACUUAUGUAAUGCAGCUGUUUUCUGUGUUGGUCGUCGCAUGAGGAUCGUAAAGAAAACGUAUUCAAAGACUUGUUUGAACCCUAAACCCUAGCACCGAUGAGUCGUUGUAGACCUGUUUACUCACCCGGCUUUUUAACAGGAUACUUUAAUACUCCUUCCUGCUUUCAACACAACAGCGCCGGCAGACCUCGGAGCCAAGCAGGAUUUACAAGCGCCGAGCAGCGGAUCCUCCUUUUUUUCGCGUUUAUCGGAGACAGAGGGAUCGAACGCGGGUAGUGGUAUUGAGAUUAUAAUUCCUAUUGGCAUAUGGCAAUGUAAUUCCUGUUAUUUAAUUUUUGUAUCAUGUUGAAACAAAUCCUUCGUGUUAGAUUAGUUCCUUUAACCAAUGUACCAUUAAACGAAUCGAUUCUUGCAAUGUGAUGUUCUGGACUCAUUCUACUUAGUAGCUGUAGAAAGUUCAUUCUGAAAAUGUAACUCUCCCCAGGUACUUUGUCGCCACGUAGUAGUACUUCGACAACGCGGCCUUCCAGUAGCGGUCAAAGGCCAAGUAGUCGACAACAAGAGGAACCGAAUACAGUGUGGCUCACGAGAAAUAGAAUUGCCAACGACAAAGAUGCGUACUUUUACAUUAUGUGAACAGAGUCUUUGGCUUUCUCUGGUUUUACUUUUCUUGAUAGAUUGUAGCUACCAGUACUAGUUUUUUGGGUAUAGGACGUCUAAGAAAAUAAAGACCAUAUCUCCAACAUUUUAGAUACCCGCGAAGGAGGGAAGCGUCACCGAAAGUCGAGCGGUAUAAUGAGCAGGGUAUGCGACAACCGGUUCGUGGGGACAGCCCAAUGAGACAGCAGCGGCAGCGAGACGGCAGCGUGGGCCGUAUUAUAUACAGCCGUAGUCCAUAUUGUUUGAUGUUGGUGUAUCUUCUUCUUCACUAGAUCUAGAGCUAGAGGAUGCUUAGAAAAUCAUAUGACUGCGAUAGCUUGAUUUCGUAAACACGAGACUGAUCCGUCGCAGUGCUUACCACAAGCACCGCCUUUUACCCUUCUCCCCAAAUAUAAGGUUCAUCCUCAUACGACGCGAGAUCGGGAGGGUCACCACAUCGAUAUGACUAUGGACAACAGCGUGCGACUGUCACAAGCAGGGAUUUAGGCGGUAGUUCUAACCUGGGUGGACUUCUUGGCUCAUUGCGCACGUCCGGACCGAUGAAAGGUACUUUCUCCUCACCAGGAUAUUGAUUACAUGGCUUAUUUGCUUUGUCAUGCAUCUUCUCGAUGAUUUAGCUUCAAGAACAGUCACUCUUACUGUUACUGUAAUAAAUGGUUAAUAUGGACGCAGCUGCAUGUUGUUGUCUCACCACCUUAUUUGUUUACUUUUACAUUUCAUUCAACAAAAAAUCAAUUCCCUCAUAAAUCCUAGGUUAGUUUUUCCAAUCAACAUAAGUUCACCCACAGGUCCUUCCGUGUCAUCAGCCGCUGGAAGGAUGGGAAUUGGGAUGAGCGCGUUUAGACAGAGCGGACCGGUAAAAGCUCAUCGUUCGGCAGCUCCGGAAAUGUUUGCAGAUGCCAGAAAGUCCACUAGGCCGUCCACAGCACCAAGCACACGUAUUCUUAAGAGACCAGUCGCUUGUAAGAGUAAGAUGUUAUUUUUCAUCUUUUUGCUGAUGUUGAGUAGUUAGACGAGGUAUGGAUCAAGAAGAACAGAAGAAACUUACAGUACGAGAUUUAGAUGAUCGCGCAGGUAAUCUUUUUACCUCUAGAUUUGAAGAUUAGUGUAGUAGUACGUUCUCUUGCACUGUUCUCUCAGGUGUUACACCCGGUGGCGUCUUUACAACACAGUAUGGUCAGUAUCGGCCCAACAGUCCUUUGCUGCGGAGCAGUACCCAUUCUCGUCCGGCAUCGCCGAUUACAGGCAGGCCCGCCUCUCCGUCAAGAAAUACGCUUGUAUCAUCGGCCGGUCGACCCGUCUCACCAUCGAGAGGUAGAAAAUUUUUUUUGACCUUCUUCAAUAGUUUCUUCUCAAUGGAAUAGAAAUGUGUUAGUAACAAGGACUCUAUUCUACCCGUCGCCCUUCACCGAUUCACUGCAUAUACCUCCAAACAAUCCUGAGCCAAUGCCUGCCUUUGCAACUGCAUCAUAUGUUCGAUUUUCCCUCUCUCUCUCGUUCAUCUUAGGUAUUAUCUCAACGGGUAGCGCAUUGGGUAUGAAUUUCCGAACGAAGAGCUUGUCUUCGCACAUGCGACGUGCGCCUUCGCCCACACCCGCUUUUAAUCGAGCACCGAGCCCGAGUCGGCCGCGUUGGCGCAUGUGA
This is a messenger RNA of Amoebophrya sp. A25, 5520 nucleotides long. The record is from the annotation of a GenBank genome assembly. Lineage: Eukaryota; Dinophyceae; Syndiniales; Amoebophryaceae.